AUGUCAACAACAACUUACUCCGAGAUAAAGAGCCAACUUGAAUCCGUUACCACUCAACUUCUUUCCAUUCAAGAAGGAAUUGAUAAUCGAAUGAAAGAAUUGAAAAAACUCGAAGAUGAUCUCAAUUUAAAAUUCAAACUGAUGGAAGAAAAUGCGAAAAAAGCUCGAGAUGUAAUUAAACUUGAUGUUGGUGGAAAGAUCUUCAAAACUUCGAAAGAAACUCUUCUCAGUAGAAAAGACACGUUCUUUUAUGCCAUGAUUUCAAGCGGAAAGUGGCUACCAGAUGAAGAAGGGUGUUAUUUCAUUGACAGAAAUCCAAAGAUGUUUCCAUAUAUUUUGGAUUAUUUGAGAUAUGGUAAAUUAGAUGUUCAUCAGCUUACCACUCAACAAAAAGCCAUCCUGGCUGAAGAAGCAGAUUAUUAUUUAAUUCCUGAGCUUGCUACUAAAACGGAAACCGUUGUGGAUGACUGUUUUGAUGAGACAUUAUUGGGUCCUUAUCCCUUCCGCCUAUCGAAAAAUAAAAAUUGA
Molecule: messenger RNA, 528 nt
Organism: Naegleria fowleri
Lineage: Eukaryota; Heterolobosea; Eutetramitea; Acrasida; Naegleriidae
Exons: 1
Coding region: 1-528 (175 amino acids)
Biological process (GO): protein homooligomerization
Molecular function (GO): protein binding
Source: RefSeq, a predicted model, not a curated record